This is a messenger RNA of Punica granatum (pomegranate), 1389 nucleotides long. Lineage: Eukaryota; Viridiplantae; Streptophyta; Magnoliopsida; Myrtales; Lythraceae. The record is from RefSeq and is a predicted model, not a curated record.
AUGAGCGACCACCCUCGUCUGAGCAACCUUCGCUCCACCGCUGCGAUCCUCAAGACCGCCUACGCCUCCUUCAACUCCAACCCCGUCCUGUUCCUGUUCCUUUCCCUCCUCCUCUUCUCAUUCCGUUCAUUUGUCGAGACUGGGUCCCACCUCGUCAUCUCUUACAUCGACCGCGAUCCUACUCUCAGAUCCCUUCUCUCCCGCCUCGACCUCUCCUCUUCGGCCUCCCCCGCCCGCCACCAGAUCCGUCACGACCGUCGCCCUCGCCACCGCCCCUUCCCCCACCUCACCCGCGUUGGCACCCUCGACGACGACCUCUUCUCCGAGGCCACUGCCAGUGACCUUCGCUCCCCGUUCUCCACCAGAGUCCUCAACCCCCCCAAUGGCACCCUCGUGAUCCUCUCCGACUUCAGGCCGGAUUCCGGCUUCUCCCCCAACGUCGUCGAUAACGGGAUCCGCUUCCAAGAAAUCGUGCGCCCCGGCAUCAAAUUGAAGGUCCAUGAUAGUCUGCUGCUGUCGUCAGACAGCAGCGAAUUGGACGAUAAACAAAAUGUUGAUAAGCGACAGACCUCAGGUGAGCAAGAAUUCGAUAGAGCGGUUGACUUGCAAUUCUUCAUCAAGGGUUUGGAGAUGGGUCACCGCGAGGCUGCUGCGUUCUUCUUCCUCAUUAGCUUCUUGUCUGCAGCUUAUGGUUGGGUCAUUCUUGGGUUCCUGGUCACAUAUUCUUGGGCAUUUGGUGCCGUGUUUGUUGCCGUUGUUAACGAUCUGCAAGGGAGGUUCAGUUCACUCUUUGGGGUUUUAUGGGAAGGCUCCAGACUCGGCCUCAGGAGGCUCUCGGGUUUCAUAUUGAUGCGCUGGGCUGUUCGGGAUACUCUGACCCAGCUUCUCGGCUUGUGGUUUUUCGGGGAAAUCGAGGAUCAGUACUCUUUCUUCAAGUUGUUUGUGAGGCUGAAGCUGAUGCCUUUUUCUGUCAUGUUGCCAUGGGUCCGGGGCUUUGAUAGGGAGAUCUCCUGGUUCUUGUUUGCGUGGUUCUUGAUCGACACAGUGAUUGCAUAUGUGUUUGCAUUGGAUGCAUGGAUUGCUAUAGUAGAUUCGAGGAAGAGUGGGAGGGAGAUUGUUAAGGAAGGGUGUUACUUGGUGCUGACAAUGUUCAGUCAGGCUGUUCAGUUGAAAUGCCUCGAGGCUAUCCUCUGUGGGACUUUUGUGAGGUGGGUUUUGGCUCGAGUGUUGGGUAGGGUCUUUGCUUCAGUUGUUCAGUCGACCAUGGAAGUCUACUUUAUGGUGGUGUGGCUGUUCUUUUACUUGUCGACUAGAUGCAGGGAUGCCAACUCUGAAGGGAGGAGAUUCGAGCUUAGAGAACUUGAAGCAGCUUUUCGGGGUGUGAGAUGA